Messenger RNA from Harpegnathos saltator (Jerdon's jumping ant), 1279 nucleotides. RefSeq names its product cytokine induced apoptosis inhibitor 1 (gene CIAPIN1). The transcript has 6 exons. Gene Ontology annotation, biological process: iron-sulfur cluster assembly. NCBI's taxonomy places the organism in Eukaryota, Metazoa, Arthropoda, Insecta, Hymenoptera, Formicidae. Bases 155 to 1027 code for a protein of 290 amino acids. Gene Ontology annotation, molecular function: iron-sulfur cluster binding. The record is from RefSeq and is a predicted model, not a curated record. Gene Ontology annotation, cellular component: cytoplasm.
UACAUUUUGGUAUCCUGUAUGUUCCUAUAAUUCGUUUCUCAAUAAAAUCAUAUGACAUUAUCAGAUAUAGAGAAGAGUAUUCAUAUGUUAUAGGUUAGAUUUUGUGAUUGGAUAAGUGUCUCUUUUUAUAGCAUCUUGUUUCAUUAGUGCAAAAAUGGCAUCUCUUGUCAAGGAAGCAGACAAGGUUCUUGUGGUAUCAGGAGAUGAAGUAUGUCUUAAUGACAUUGAGGAUUUUGUCAUUGCUGUUAAGCAACAUAUCGGAGACCUUGGCAAAUUAUUAACCACAACAUUAUCAAAUCUGAAAAAGGAAAAUUAUGGUGCUUCUACUCUUGAUGUUGUUAUUACUAUUUUGAAACAACCAUGUACAAAAGAUGAGUUUCUUGGAGAAGCAUUAAGAAUUUUGAAACCUGAUGGUUCUUUUGUUAUCUACGAACCACUGCAAACAAUCAAACAGACAGAUACAAUACUUACAUAUCCCGAAAGAAUAUUUAGGUUAAAGCUGUCUGGUUUUAAAAUAAAAGAUACAGAAUGUGGGAACUUGGAUGCAGAUAUGGAAAAUAAAAAUUUCUUAAAGAAAAUAUACAAUGAUGUAAAAGAUGUUUGCAAAAUCUUGGCAAACAAACCUCCAUUUGAGGUAGGAUCUAGCAUUCCGCUAAGUUUUACUAAGGAAAAUAUGUCAUCUACAAAGAAGGAGAAUACUGUAUGGACAUUAGAUAAUCUUGUAGAUGAGGAUUUGAUAAAUGAAGAUGAACUUUUAGAUGAAGCAGAUCUAAUAAAGCCAGAUGCCUCAUCAUUAAAAGUCUGCAGCACAACAGGCAAACGAAAGGCAUGCAAGGAUUGUACAUGUGGACUUGCAGAAGAAUUAAGUGGUAAAGCAGCACAAGAAACUAGUGUUAAAUCUUCUUGUGGAAAUUGUUAUCUUGGAGAUGCAUUUAGAUGUGCCAGCUGCCCUUAUCUUGGAAUGCCUGCUUUUAAACCCGGCGAGAAAGUAAUUUUGCCAGAGGCACAGUUAAGCGUUGAUUCCUAAACUGUGCUCUUUUCGACGAAGAAUUUAUUGGUUCUAAUUAUAGUAAAUUACACAUUAUAUUAGGAUUCAUAUAAGGCAUAAUAAAUUACAUUUUAGUUUACACAAGUAACGAUACAUUACAAUUAUAUUUUGAUUCGUAUAAGUAACAAUUGCACGCAAUUUCGAGUGCGAAAUGUAUCUCGUCCUAUUAAUUUCAUAUUAGAUAUUUUAUUUCAAUGUAAAAAUAAAACGGUAGUAUUAUUGUCUUCUAAA